Messenger RNA from Macroventuria anomochaeta, 717 nucleotides. RefSeq lists its product as uncharacterized. The transcript has 2 exons. The coding region runs from base 1 to 717 and encodes 238 amino acids. The record is from RefSeq and is a predicted model, not a curated record. Lineage: Eukaryota; Fungi; Ascomycota; Dothideomycetes; Pleosporales; Didymellaceae.
AUGCGUUCCAUCAGCGUCCUUCUCGCAAUCCUUUUCGCUUUUGCCACAACCUCCCACGCCUGGCCCAGCGCCGAAUUUCCAACCCUCGAAGUUCGCAAGCAUGGCGACGGCAACAACACCAGCUCCAACGAUCCUGAGCACGCCCUGAAGAAGUCGUGCAAGAAGAUGCGCAAAUUCACCGCCCUCUCUCAGAUUGCAGCCAACCAAACCAAACUCGAUGCGUGGGUCGCGGAAGGCAAGCUUGACGCCGCUGAAGUGGAUGCUAUCAAGGCAAAGGCCGCAAACGCCACUGCAGAGCUGCAGACAAUGCAGUCUAACACAACACUCGUCGGCGAAUGCGCCAUUGUGGAUGCCGAGCGCAAGAGCGUCAAGCAGUGCAAGCAGAUGAAGAAGUUGACCAAGCUGGCAGCGCUGGCAAGCAACGACACCGCUAUGGCCGCUUUCGAGCAAAAGAAGGGCUUGAACGAAACAGGCAUUGAGAAGUUGAAGGCGAAGGUUGCAGAGGCAGCAACUAAGUUGCAGGAGAUGCAGUCUAACACCACGCUCACGGACUUUUGCAUUCAACGACAGCAGCAAAAGGGCAAUGUCUCGGACUCUGAUGAUACGACUGCAGGCCAGGUUCAGCAGGCCACCGGCGGUGCAGCAGGUCUCACUGCACAGACCAUGCCAUACGUCCUCGUACCGGCGCUUGCCGCUGUCUUCGCCAUGUUCUUCUAA